AUGUUUAUCAAUACCCUCUUUCUUCAUGUCUUUGUGCUGUCCGCAAUCAGUUCGGCCAAACAUGUUCCACCUGGCCCUUCAUCUCCAUACUGUGGACUCAAUGUGACAUACAAAAAGAACUCCAUCUGCGAGACUACUCCUGGAGUCAAUUCUUUCUCCGGUUAUGUGCAUCUGCCAUCCUCUCUCCUCGCGGAUUCGCAAAAUGCGUCUGAUCCGUACAAUAUUUCGACCUUCUUCUGGUACUUUGAGUCAAGGAACAAGCCAAGGCAUGCUCCGCUGACCAUCUGGUUUGCUGGAGGCCCUGGCGCAGCUUCCUCUUUCAGCGCCAUGACCGAAAAUGGCCCAUGCUAUAUCAACGAAUAUUCCAAUGACACAAUUCUUAACCCCUACUCUCUCAACGAGAACUCCAAUGUCUUGUACAUUGAUCAACCUGUUCAAGCUGGGUUCUCGUACUCCUCGUUCUACAACAGCACUUACAAUUUCCUUACCCUUGAUACAUCAGUUUCUCCUGUUACGCCGAUGGAUGCUUACGAUGGCGAUGUCCCGCCUGAGAAUUCGACUUUCAAGUAUGGCGUUUGGGCGGAUCAAAGUCGGAGGCAUACGGCUAGUAUGACGAUGGAUGCUGCACGACCGGUCUGGCAUUUCCUGCAGAGUUGGUUCGAGAACUUCCCGGAGUAUCGCACGAGUGACCGUCGUGUCAAUCUUUGGGGCAACUCUUACGGCGGUUUCUGGGUCACCGGAUUUACUUCUCACAUUCUUGCUCAGAAUACCCUUGUCAAGAAUGGAACACUUUCUGGUCGAGUCAUCCCUAUCAACACCAUCGGUAUUACGAAUGGAUGUGUAGAUGCAUUCACAACCGUACAAUCUUAUGGCGACAUCGCGUACAACAACACAUACAAUACCUCCUUUAUCACCUCCGAAGUCUACGCCGACAUCCAAAACAACAUCACCAAGUCCGGAGGGUGCUACGACCAGAUCCAUCAAUGCCGGGCUGCAGUCGCUCUCUCAGAUCCCACAGGCACUGGAAUCAACGAUACCGUCAAUGCCAUUUGUGCCGGAGCCACAAUCUACUGUCUUGCUUACGCAGGAAAUGGAGCUUACCUAGCUACUUCUGGCCGGAGUGCGUUCGACAUGGCAGAAAACGCCAGUGCCCCAUAUCCACCAUUUUCCGCCACCACCUAUCUCAAUCGCCCUGAAGUCAGCAAGCAACUCGGUGUUCCUGUACUGUUCAAACCAGGCUCCAUGACCAUAAACAACAAAUUCAUCUACGGCACCGGCGAUCUCGCCCGUGUAGAUGGAAUCCAUGCACUCGAUACCAUCUUAGCUUCAAAUGUCAAUCUUGCUCUGGUAUUUGGAGACAGGGAUACAAGAUGCAAUUGGCUCAGUGGCGAAACCGUCGCGAAUACAAUCGAUUGGAAGGGUAAAUCCGCCUAUGCAGCUGCUGGAUACCAAAAAACACAGACCAAUUCGACAUACAUCGGUGGUCUGACCAAACAAUUCCAAUCCCUAAGUUUCACUAGGGUAUUCCAAGCCGGUCAUGCAGUAGGCUUCUUCCAGCCUCAAACCGUCUUCGAGAUCUUCGAGAGAAGCAGUGUUUGGGGCACCGAUGUUGCGACUGGGAAACAGAAGAUUAGGGGUAAUGGGACGUAUGCGACCAAGGGGGAGAGCAGUGCGUGGAGUCAUUUCGAGGUGCUGCCGGAGGUGCCGGAGCCGAUUUGUGAUAUUUGGGACGUGGGGACGUCGUGCUCGGAGGGGCAGAUUGAGGCUUUGGUGGAAGGGACUGCGGUGAUUGUGGAAGAUGUUGUGGUUAGUCCGGCGUAUCAGUGAUGAUUAGUCUGGAACCUGCAAUAGGUUCGAUAAGAGGCAGAAACGGCAAGAGACUACAUCCAGAGAAAACGAGACCAACACAAGACCCAAACUUCUCAGGAG
Molecule: messenger RNA, 1929 nt
Organism: Aureobasidium pullulans EXF-150
Lineage: Eukaryota; Fungi; Ascomycota; Dothideomycetes; Dothideales; Saccotheciaceae
Product: alpha/beta-hydrolase
Exons: 5
Coding region: 1-1827 (608 amino acids)
Biological process (GO): proteolysis
Cellular component (GO): fungal-type vacuole
Molecular function (GO): serine-type carboxypeptidase activity
Source: RefSeq, a predicted model, not a curated record